CUGCGCGCUCUGUGCUGCCGCCCUCCACUCGGAAUUGCCACGACGCAGAACGCGGACAAUUUUGGCACGACAGAGAGCCGCUCUGGUUGUCCUUUUAAACGUGCCACCAUGAGUACUACAUUCCAAGAGAGCGUCUUUUUCUCUGCCUUGCAGACCCACAGCUCGUCCACAACCUACGCCCUCCCGUCUGACGUUCGCGCCGGGAACGGGGGCGCGCAGUCGGACGAGGAGGCCAAAGCGCGCCGCGUCCAGGAGCAGAUUAAGCUGAGGAUGGCGGAGAAGUCCACACUUCCGCGGCAGAAUGGAAAGGCUUCCUAUCACCCCAUGUCAGACUAUGGGGGCACUUCCACCAUGAAAUACAGCACCUACAGCCCAGGCGGCUUCACCUCAAAGUCCUCCUAUAUGUACAACGGCUCCAGGACAAUGGGUCCUCGCAUAUCCCAGCGGGCAGAUUUCAGCUCCCGGUCUUCAGGUCCAGCCAUUGCUCAGUUUCAAAGGAUGAGUGUUGGUGGUGGAGUUGCAGGUGGGGGUGGGGGGUUUUACACAGAAGAUGCUUACCAGGGAAGCUCGAGACAACACAACCGAGUAGAACCAGAUGCAAUGUCAGUGCAUUCGAUGCGACAGGUGGCUGGUGUGAACAACUGGAGGUUUGACGAUGAUGAUGCUCGAAGCAUGAUGUCUGAACGCGACUCUCCCAUGAACCACCAAUUUACUCAAAGUGCAGUCAAUGGCUACGGAUCUCAGAUGAGGCAGAGCGCUGUGACCCAGAUGGGACCAAUGCACCAAUCUUUAAGUGGCAUCAAUUACCCAAAUGGAGGAAUGUCAGGUGGGGGGGCAGAGUACAACCAACAGCAAAUUUCCUUUAGAGGCCCUUCACACCGUACCAUCAGCAGGAUUACAAACAGAAACCGAAUGAGUGUUAAUUCGAUGCCUGGGAACCUGAUGUCUCCAAGUGCCAGCAGCUUUGUAAGAGACAAAACCGAUGGAGGAUUUAUAGCUCAGGGUAAUUCCCAGGGAAAUCUGAUGCGCACAGCCCCCCUGUCCCGUACCAUGUCCAUGAAAAGCAUCCAAAGUGUUGGGAGAGGUGCUGACAUCUAUGGUGGGCAGAUGGAGCUUGGGGCCAGCAUGGCAACUCUUAACCAGGCGGUGGAAAUGGACAUAGAAACAGCAGUGACAUACAUCAGAUCAUCGGAAACAGGGGAUCAGAAACUUGGGGCUGCAUCCAUACAACAUCAGUGUUACAACAAUAGCGAGGCAAAAGAUGAGGUCCGUAAGCUAAAGGCAAUAGGUGAUUUGGUGAAGCUCUUCAACAGCAGAGACGAGACUGUGCGACGUUAUGCCACUGGUGCAGCACGCAACCUCAUCUAUGAGAACCAGAAAAACAAGGAAGAACUGAUUAAAAAGUUUGGCAUUACCGAGCUGAUCAAGGCACUGGGAGAGGAUGACGACGAGCUACGCAAAAAUAUUACAGGUAUCCUGUGGAAUCUUUCAUCCAAAGACCCGCUGAAGAAGGAAAUAGCUAAGGAAACGAUUCCCGGGCUCACCGACAAAAUCCUCAAACCUUUGGCGAUGAGUAUGAUGGAGGAAGCUGCAAUAACUGACAAACCUGAAAGGCAAAUCAGUUGUGAUGACUCUGAUGACAGUGGUGAGGUUUACAUAUCACCACCUGAUGAAGAAAUCUUCUGCAACACCACAGGCUGUUUCAGAAAUCUGAGUUCCGCGAGCGCUGAGAUCCGACAGUUGAUGCGAUCUCAAAGCGGGUUAGUGGAGUCCUUGGUGACGUACAUCAAAGCUAUGCUUUACAGGAAAAGGUCAAACAACAAGGGGGUGGAGAACUCUGUGUGCACCUUAAGAAACCUCUCAUACGAGCUAUACUCUGAACUUCCCAAGUCUAUACAAGACCGCCUGGAAGGGGAAACUGGGGACAGUAACGGUGAUCAAACAAUCGGCUGCUUUUCUCCUCAGAGCAAGAAAGUCAAAAAUAGAAAGAACCAGGGUCAUUUCACACCUACAGAGGCUACAAAACUUCCAACAGAUACCAACUGGCUUUGGCACCCUCAAAUCUUGGGAGUGUACCAUAAAGUUCUGCUGUCGACGGACGUUAACUCUACCACUCGUGAGGCGACUGCCGGAGCUCUUCAGAACCUCACUUAUGGAGACAAAAGGUGGCCUGGGGUGCUGUCUAGUUUUGCUGAGCAGAAAAAGAUUAUCCCAACCAUAAUAAAACUUCUGAACACUGAGAGAACAAUGGAGCUGCGUUCACUCACAGGCUUUUUGAGGAAUCUGGCUCGCCACACCAGCAGUAAAGAUGACAUGGCUAAACAAGUCAUAAAGGCCGUGGUGGAGAAGUUGCCUGAAGAAUCCUUACCCCAACUACAAAUCCCCAUGAUUGUCAACAUUUGUGGUAUUUUAAAUAACCUGGUCAUCGGCAGCUCUCUGGCUGCUAAAGAGAUCGCCGAAUGUGGGGGCUUGGAUAAACUAAAGACAAUCAGGGACACUGAAAGCUUAUGCCUGGAUGAAUCGAAGGCAGCCAAAUCAGCUGAUACAGUCAUAGUCAACGUGUACUAUUACAAGAAACACCACAAACUGUACAGAGAUAAAGGGUACAACAAAGCAUUUUUUAAGCAGAAGUUUAAGUAAAGGAAAAGUUAUGAAGUUCAUCCUUGAUCUGCAAGACUUUGUGCUAAGGCUACAAACACACAGCUAAGUGGAGGAAAAGACUUUGUGUUUUACCUCAACAAACAUCUCUGGAGCGGUACCUGUGGAUCUGUUGGGAUUAUAUGGAUGGACUCUAAUACACAUUUUUGCACCUUAAUCAUUAACUCUGUUCUUACACGAUGAUCUAAGCAGCAAGUUUCAUUUCCUGCCUCAACAGCAUGAAUUCAGAUGGGACAGAAGCUGUCAGUGGAAUCAACAAAAUGGACAGCUGAGGUUUUCAAAUUAACAGCCAAAACACAAUAGAUCUAAAAAAAAAAAAACAGGUUUUUUUGUAAAUAUUGCAUUUACAGAUUUUGGGUAUUUUAUAUUGUGCUAUUCAGUUUUCUUUAAAGUGUUUUAGACAAUUCUUUUUUUUUAACAUUUAAUUGUAAAUAUAUAUUUGAUCUAUGGGACAGAUUUUUCUGCAUAUUUUGUUUUUCCAUUUAGAUGUAUGUUUGAAGCAAAAUGUUCUCUUAAAUGUCAUUGAUAAAACCAUUAUGUAUUGUUGAAAAAUGUCUGUUAAGAAACCUGUCUCUCAAUUUUGUUCCUUUACAAACCCAAAAAAGGAAUAUUUGCCACGUCUUUUCUGAUUGUAACCUCAAAACUCUAACAGUUGAAUGUGAGUCCGUGUUAAUAUCCAAAAUUUGUUUAAAAACAUGAAAGUUAGAGUGAGAAUAUUUACAGCUGUAUGGUGUAAAUGAUGUUUUCUGGGUUUUGCACGACAAUUGUUUGGUUUGUUACUUUUGUAAUGAAAAUGGUUGUUUUGGAAUUAAAGUCUAAUUAAAAAAGGA
This is a messenger RNA of Oryzias latipes (Japanese medaka), 3488 nucleotides long. It is a transcript of the gene pkp3a, whose product is annotated as plakophilin 3a. Gene Ontology annotation, cellular component: adherens junction; plasma membrane; cytoplasm. NCBI's taxonomy places the organism in Eukaryota, Metazoa, Chordata, Actinopteri, Beloniformes, Adrianichthyidae. Gene Ontology annotation, biological process: cell-cell adhesion. The record is from RefSeq and is a predicted model, not a curated record. Gene Ontology annotation, molecular function: protein binding.